Molecule: messenger RNA, 1113 nt
Organism: Neocloeon triangulifer
Lineage: Eukaryota; Metazoa; Arthropoda; Insecta; Ephemeroptera; Baetidae
Exons: 3
Coding region: 25-1038 (337 amino acids)
Molecular function (GO): glucuronosyltransferase activity
Source: RefSeq, a predicted model, not a curated record
GCUUUGUCGGCAACAUUAGACUCAAUGGCGGCAGUCGUUUCUUUUUUGGACAAAAGCAGGGGUGGCGUAUCUUUGGCCCUGUUUGUGCCGUCGGCAAAACAAUUUGCCUCUGCCAUCGCCGCAGUCAAAUUUUUACGAAUGUGCAACACACAUGUUCAAAAUCAGGUAAAUUGGCACUUUGUGCUGCCGAAGGGUGUUCACAUUCAGGAUGAAGACCUGCGUAUGCUGCGAAUCGUGUCGGAUUGCUCGGUGAAGGUAGAAGAUUUUGUGCGAACUCAUAAUCUUGGUUCGAGUUUGCAAAAAAACGGAUCCUGGCCAGAGAGUUUGGCGCGAAACGUGGCGCGGCGGCACUGUCAGAACGAGUGGGUCACUGUCCUGGAAGCGGAAACGCCACCUUUCAAGGACCUGCGGUUGCCCCGCUUCUUGGCCCAAGUCCGCUGCAAAAGGUGUGUCUUCCUGCUGCCCCUGUACGAAACUUCUGGGCAAAGAGAAGCACCUAAGGACAAACAGGCUCUUUUGGAGGCUGUUAACCGCGGAGAGGCCACGGCGGCCGUCGAGGGCCUUGAUCUGUGGGAGCGUGGGCCGCCCACACAAGAAAUCAAAAGCAUCGCCUUGACGAAAAACGUACCCCUAGACAAAAAUAUUUUUUUCGUGGCAACACAUGAGAUUCCCAAAUUUGAUGAGAGGUACCUGGCAAAACACUCAACGUGGGCAAAAGCUGCACAGGUGUUAGAGAUGCAACUUGCCGGUUUCAAAUUAUUUGUACUAGACCCGCUGUUUCUGUGGCGCCGCCGCCGCGCCCCGUCUUUCCAAAGGGACGAGGAAGGGCAGCAAAUUUUUGCGCACCACCUGCGGGAGCUGUCCCUGGUUUACGACAAGUACCUUCCAAAACUGAUGGCCACUUACCCAUACCACAACCCUACGGUCGUCCAAGUCUGCAAAGCAAAGCAAAAGACUCAAAUCGUUAGCAACCUGAAGGACAACCCUUCCUUCAAAUAUGGGCUGCCCCCGCCGGGCAAACUCGGAUUCCAACUUUGAAAACAAAAAAUUUAAAAAAAUCUUCGAUUGAAUUGACUGCAAUAAAAAAUAAUACUUGUAAUUUAUUAAAAUAUG